GAUUGAAGACCAUUUCCGUGAACGUCACAUAAUCUCAGAGAGACUCAACCGAAGAAGAAAGCUCAUGAGAAAUAGGGAUGCUAUGUCUUCCCGAACGAAGCUCUCCGGUUUUAGUUUUAACAAACGUGAAGUAAACUGUGAGUCAAAAAGUAAACCCUAAGAGCUAUCGAUAUCUGUGGGAGUCAACAGUUCAUGUUCAAAAACCAAUCCCCCAACUGACCCAUCCGGGAAUAAUCCUUCUUUGAUCCUAUCAUCAACUCUAUCUUUAUCUAACCAUCUUUCUUUGGAACGGGUUUGAACCUGGGAUUGGCUAGCAAGUAACAACUACCUUCAAGCAGAGCAAUCUGGCUCUUCCUUCAGGCCAUCAUCAUCUUCGUUUUCUGUGGUAGUCUGCACUAGUUUGGAGCUUCUCUCGGCUGCCCAUGCCUUCUAGUCAUUUGGCUUUGACCAUUUGGAGUCGAGCUCCACGUUUAUUCCUCGGGUCCCGACCAUUUAGUACCACUCUAACCAUCGCUCGUAAAAUGGCUGCGGUGAAAUUGGACGCCUCAGCUCGUGACUCCCAACUCCAGCCUUUGUUGGCACCUGAAGGCGGCUGGCAUCUGGUGGAAGGUCGGGAUGCCAUCCAGAAGACCUUCAUGUUCCAGGACUUCAAUGAGGCCUUUGGUUUUAUGACGCGAGUGGCCAUCAAGGCCGAUAAAAUGGACCAUCAUCCCGAGUGGUUCAACGUGUACAACAAGGUGGACAUCACCUUGUCCACCCAUGAUUGCCAAGGACUCAGUGGGCGGGAUAUUACCCUGGCUACCUUCAUCGAUGCCUUGACCAAGUGAUUCAUGAACUGGAUAUGCUGCUAUUAAUCUAUCAUUAAGAAUGAAUAAAUCAUGGUCUUCUUGGCAAAA
Messenger RNA from Tigriopus californicus, 896 nucleotides. It is a transcript of the gene Pcd, whose product is annotated as putative pterin-4-alpha-carbinolamine dehydratase. The transcript has a single exon. Gene Ontology annotation, biological process: tetrahydrobiopterin biosynthetic process. The coding region runs from base 423 to 827 and encodes 134 amino acids. The record is from RefSeq and is a predicted model, not a curated record. NCBI's taxonomy places the organism in Eukaryota, Metazoa, Arthropoda, Copepoda, Harpacticoida, Harpacticidae. Gene Ontology annotation, molecular function: 4-alpha-hydroxytetrahydrobiopterin dehydratase activity.